UAUUCUCAAUGUAAAUGAUAUAGCCGUCUCUCCUCUCGUGUGAGUUCACCGUACAGAUUGGCGACUUGUAUCAUGUUUUACUUACAAUUAGUAUUGUACUUAUUAUGUAACUGUGAUAACUUAGUCCUAAGGAAUACGCACCAUUUAUUACAUUCGAAUAAUAAAUGGUGACGCGACGCAUGACGCGUUCAGAGGAAACGCACCAUAAGGGCCGGUUUCACCAUUUCCGAUUAAUUUCAUCAGCCGGUUUUUUUUCAAUUUUAGUGUUCCAUUGGAAUUGACCGAUCCACGGUUGAUACUUAAUCAUCCGAUUAAAUUAAUCGGAGAUGAUGAAACUGACCUUAACCAAUUAAAGUCGAAAGCGGAACAUCAUCUUUUUAAAUAUAAUUACAGAAUAAGUAGAACCAGUUUAAAUUAAUAUUUCACGAUCAACAAAUUAGCAACAAAGUUUUAUAUCGUCAUUAUUACAAUUUCCUUGAUAUAAGAAGAUAAGCGAGAAACAUUAAAAAUGUUACACUCGAAAAAGAAGUAUCUGUAGAUUCUUUAUAUAAUUCUAAAAAAGCCUCGUUUGUUGCAUCGUCUUGAUAUUUAAUAUAAAAUUUUCAAUAAAAAUUCAACAUUAAUUUUGUAAUAAAUUUGUACUUCGUGCCGACAAAUUAAUCCUAUAGGAUUUUGGAAUGUGUGCAACCCGAGCUUUGCUUUGUCUUUUUUUAUGCGCGUUAUAAAACGAGAAUAUGUGUACGUUUUGUUUUGUCACAAAUUCGCUUGAGUUCACUCCUAACAAAAGAAAAGCCUUCUUUCGUGUUUCGUUCGUCAGGCGCGUUAAUCAGCGGAAAUAAGAACAAUAAGCUCGCUGAUGCAGAACUGGAAAUACUCGUAUCAGAUGGGAAUUACGUUUUGACACACCGCUCGACGUACAUUUAAUCAGCGGGGCAUGAUGUGCACAAAAUAAACAACCCAAAUGCGUGACUCAUAAAGGUGAGGUGUCGCCGGAAUGAGAAGUCAAACGAUGUAAAUGAGCUUUACCUCAAAGUGGUGUGUUUCAUUAUAAUUUUGAAACGGCCAAAAAUCGAAAUAACGCACAUGGAAUAAUUAACAAGCGAUAUUACGCGGUUAUAAAACUUAUUGCAGUUUUUCAGCGAUUAUGAAUUAAUCGUGUAUAUGAGUUUAUCUUUUCUCUGCCACGUCUGUUAAUCAAUACUCAAAGUUCAUUUUUUUUAAUACUGUGUGAUAUCGAUAUCAACUGUCUCUGCGCAAUUUAUUUGCCGAGAAUAUUUCAUACCGCGUGUUAUCGUCGCUACGAUAUUGCGAUCCUGCGUUUGACAUCGUUUGCAGAAAAACUUGUUUCUCACGAAGCGCACGCAAUCUCCCGAUGAUAAAUGGUCAUGCCUCCGAUUGCGACCCUCAUUGCGUCUUCACGAGGGUGCCUGCAUAAGCUCAAAGUAGACCGAGAGCGUUACACUGGGACGAGUGCAAAGUGUUAUUGAAUCGCUUAACCGACUUCGUGGUAUAAGCGUAAUUUUCACCAUUGUUAUUAUUCUUAAGCGAAUUUUUCUCGGUAAUCGUCGUUUAAUUAGUACCAAGCAGGUGCGCCGAUUGCGAGGGAACAGAAGCAUCGCGCGAACCGCGCUUCUCGGAGUAAAGCGUGAGCGGUGAGUCAAUGUCAGAAUUCGCGCACUCGGCUGUGUGUGCUGCACGUACAUUCCGCGCUGUCUUUCCCCGCUUUCCAUCGUCGUCAUCGUCGCAUCAAUGUCGGUCCGAGUAGCGAUAAAAGAGAUCGGCGAACCUAUGCCCCGUUAGUAUCCGUGUGUUCUUCGCGGCGAGUGGGAGACGACGAUCUGCCUGGCGGUCCCGGAGAACCAGUUUCCAGACGGAACGCGAUUGUUGUACUCGCGCGAAUACACUCGGAGCAUUCGCGUGCAUCAAGUGGAGAAUCGCCGUCAAGCCGGAACCGCGCAAUUUCUGCGGGACGAUUAAGUGAGACUGAACUUGACCCAUUUUUCAAGGGACAUCGUAGCGUCGAGGCGACACGUUGAUCGCAUUGAGCCUCGCGGACUCCACGAGUGCUGUUUCGUCCCGCUUUCUCUCAGACACGAAAAUAUGGUUCGAGCAUGGUUGUUGUUUGGCGUUCUGGCGUUGGCCAGUGGUCAGAUUAUUUAUCCAGAUCAAUAUGACAAGAUGACGGUUGACCUUGGCGUCGGUCGUGCGUCAAUACCCAACGGUUCUCCCGCGUUGCAAGCGGCCAGCAAUAGUCAGCCCGUUCAGGUCGAUCACCAAUUCAACGGAGAACCUGCCCCGCAGUUUGACGCCGCGGGAUCAGCAAAAGGACAAUUUUACCCCACGACUACCGCUCGCGUACCCCUGUACUCAUCAGUAAACCCGACACCCAGCCCGCAACCCAUGCCUUGGGGCAAUCAUGUGAACGACAUUAUAUCCAGAGGAAUCACAAAGUUCGCUCUGGAUUUGGAUAGAACGAUUUCCAAAACCUCGGGCACAUCGGUGACUAAUCAACCCGAGAAUGUGGUCUUUUCUCCGCUCAGUGUAUCCGUCGCCUUAUCGUUGGUCUUGUUGGGUUCUUCCGGCAAGACCUUCGAGGAGAUCACCCGAAUGCUCGGCUUAGAGACCGGUGUCGAUAUAUCCCAGCACUCGGAGAUCGUUCAUCAGAUGUUCGGUCAGCUCCUGGCCAUCAUGAAUUACAGGGUUGAAGGUAGCAACUUGCCGCGCGUGAAUUCCGCCAGUGGUGUAUUCGUCCAGCAAGGAUAUCCGAUUCGACCCGAAUUCCGUGCAAUCAGCGAGAAUGCGUACAAUAGCGAAGUGAUAAAUUUAGAUUUUCAAACAAAAGGCAGGGAAGCGCGAGACACAAUCAACGCUUGGGUGAAACAACAAACAAUGAACAAAAUCGAUAGUAUCUUGAGUCAACAGCCGGAUCCAUUGACCACCGUGAUUCUUGUAUCCGCGCUGUAUUUCAAAGGUGAAUGGGAUAAGCAUUUCAUAGGAACAAUGACACGGAGGAAACAAUUUUUCAUCGAGCCAAAUGACACGAGCAAAGUGGUCGAGAUAGAUAUGAUGUACAACGGCGGUAAUUUUCCCUUUUACGAGGACAAAUCGUUGGGUGUUAAAAUAUUGGCUUUGCCGUACAAAGGCUUAGAGACCUCCAUGUACGUGCUUCAACCGAAGGCUGAAGGUGCCGCUGCAUUGAAGAGCUUUCAGGAGCAACUGACGCCUGAGACUAUUGAGUAUCUAAUAAGCAAUCUGAAAAACGAGACCUGCAUCGUCGGCUUUCCCCGUAUGAAACUCUCGAGCACACUGAAUUUGAACGGAGUGCUUUACAGUCUAGGGCUACACUCAUUAUUCGAUCCAAAGGAUGCGGAUUUAAGUCUCUUGUCAAAUGGAUUUGGUCAACCGCCACUACCACCAAUUGUGCCGCUUCCGCAAGCGUUGCCCACAUCGAUCCCGCAAGCGUUGCCCACGUCGAUCCCGCAAGCGUUGCCCACGUCGAUUCCGCAAGCAUUGCCCACAAUAAAUCUACAACCAUUCCCUACGGUCCCAAAAGCAUUGCCUACGUCGAUUCCACAACCAUUCCCUACGUCGAUUCCACAACCAUUCCCUACGUCGAUUCCACAACCAUUCCCUACAUCGAUCCCACAACCAUUCCCUACGUCGAUCCCACAACCAUUCCCUACGUCAAUCCCACAACCAUUCCCUACAUCGAUCCCACAACCAUUCCCUACAUCAAUCCCAAAAGCAUUACCACAAAUGCCACGGCAAAUCCCACCUGGGCAAUUGCCGAAUUCUAAGACCGACGAAUUAUUAAUCUUCUCGCGGUUCGGGAAUAAUAACAGUCAGGGCGCGACCAAUGGUGUGAGAAGGAAUUACUUUGCGUACGAUGAUAAGAGACACGGUGUCAGCGUGGAGCAAUGGGACACAGGCUUCAACAUUCGCCCGAUUGACAGAGCGCGUCGCGACGCUGGGAACGAAGGACGCGACGGCACCAAGUCAUCGCGUGUGACGUACGUCACGGAAAACGGUGACCUCGAAAAAGUCCCGCCAAAGGCUGGCGAUGCGAGUACAAGAUACAAGGAGGAGAACUUGGAGGAGAACAAGUAUCGUUUCCGGAAUGCCGAGAGGAAUAGCAGGAGGAAACGGCAGAGCCGACCCAUAGACGAGAGGUUCGUGAAAUUCAUGCAGACUCAGAGCUUCCCAUUUUACGGUCUGGACAAUCUGCGAAACAGCGCGGGCCUCGUAAAUCCGGGCCUGUACGCCACCGACGUGCUGCACAAAGUGGAGAUGGACGUGACGGAGAAGGGAACGGAAGCCGCAGCGGCAACCGCGGUCCUUUUGCGCCGGGACGGCAAUCAGAAGAAGCUGCUCGCCAAUCGGCCCUUCACAUUCUUCAUCAGGCACGACCCCACGAAGCUCAUCCUCUUCUGGGGAACGGUGAACGUACCGACUCCAAGCUACGCCGUCAGAUGAGAUGCGUUGUGAACAACUUCUCAUAGAUAUACCGGAGUCCAAUUCCUACUUAUUUUUUUAUAUAUUUAUACAUUUAUCUAUAUUAAUGCGAUUAUUUUGUGCCUUUUUAUAUACAUGGUGUUAUGUAAUACUGUUUAUUAUAAUUAUGUAAUCAACGCUUAUUGUGGGAUAGAG
This is a messenger RNA of Vollenhovia emeryi, 4647 nucleotides long. RefSeq lists its product as uncharacterized. Gene Ontology annotation, molecular function: serine-type endopeptidase inhibitor activity. The coding region runs from base 2101 to 4473 and encodes 790 amino acids. The record is from RefSeq and is a predicted model, not a curated record. Lineage: Eukaryota; Metazoa; Arthropoda; Insecta; Hymenoptera; Formicidae. The transcript is spliced from 7 exons.